CUGCGAAACGCGACAUUGGUGCGCUGACGGAGGAAAAGGAAGAGCUCGGGAGCACACUGAAGACCAGGACCGCCGAGGUCGCGCAGCUCAAGACUCAGCGCGACGUCGUCGUGGCGGCACUCGCGGCCGAGAAGAAGUCAGCCAGGGAUGGUGUGGUCGAGAUCACCGGCAAGCUCGAGGAUUGCCAAGUGGCACUCCAGGGUCUCCGAUCCCAGCUCCAAGCGGCCAUGAGCGACGCCGUCAAGGGCCAGAUCGCAAUCAAUGAGCUCCGGUCGGAGAAUGGUCGACUGCACAAGACGGUGUCCAGCCUGGAGGCAGACGUCCAAGUGGCAGAAAUCAAGAUCGUACGGGGCGACGUCCGGGUCACCGAGCUCGGGAAUCAGCUGAAGGCGGCGACUCAGGAGCUCGGCUCUGCGCAGGGCAGGGCAUCGCUGGCACAGAGUGCUCUGAAGCAAUGCCAAGACACGCUGAGGACACACAUGACGAGGAAGGACAAGGUGGCGGCGCUGAGCAGCAAAGUGGAGUCGCUGGAGAAGGAGAAUUCGGACCUGUCGCUGUCAGUGAAGACACUGGAGGACGAGAACGCCGGGCUGCGUGCGGAUCUGGCACGGCUGGCGAAUGUGGACAAGCAGGUUGAGGACGCGAGGGCCGAGACGGUUUUGGGCCAGGAUCAACUGAAGGCAGUAGUGGAAGAAUGUGACCGACUGACGGUGGCAGCGGAGGAUUGGGACGAGGUCAAGAGCGAGCUCAGCGACGCGCGAUCGAAGCUUACGGAGGUGCGGAAGGAGAAGGUGCACUUCAUUGUCGCCCACAUCGACAUCCAUAACAAGCUCGCUGUGUCCGAGAAGAUCUGUCAAGAGUUCCAGGUCUGGAAUGCUGGUCUUUCCGCCGAUCUCUCCACCGAGAGCGAGACCCACACGACGACUCGCGAGGACUCCCCAGCAGCAAUUUCCUAUUUUACGUCGAUUAAAGAGCUCAAGAACGUCGAGGCGGAGCGCAUCGAACUCAAGGAGACGAGCCUCAGCGCAGAAGGCGGCGCGACGAGCGUAGACUUUACUAUCGUUCCCCAUCCGUUCACGACAGAGUCAGCUGACGCAUGUGAUGACGAUGACGAGGUCACCAUGGUCGCCGACCCGGUCGACGCCGAGACCUGCGAGACACCUAAGGAGGCACCAAACAAUGACAUUGUUGUGAACGAUGGCGAUACCAUUGCUCAACCAGCUCAAGGUCCAGAAAUCGGCUGUGUCCCGGAGAUCUCACUUCCUGUUUCCCUUGCGCCGGUCAAGUCGGCCAAGCCCAAGGCUGCGUCGUUCGACAAAGAGAAUGGCUUUCCCUUCACUCGUGUCAUUCGCCCAUCAUGCUCCGCCGUCCUGUGUGCGAGCCCACGUAUCAACGGCCUCACACCGUCUUCCUCAACUCUAAGGUUCUUUGCCCCCGGAUCCCCAGUCCCGAAUACGAUUUCGAGCGGUGGUGUCUCUUUCGCCUCUGUCUGGGGAUCACCCGUGCCAUUUUGA
Molecule: messenger RNA, 1514 nt
Organism: Phanerochaete carnosa HHB-10118-sp
Lineage: Eukaryota; Fungi; Basidiomycota; Agaricomycetes; Polyporales; Phanerochaetaceae
Exons: 3
Source: RefSeq, a predicted model, not a curated record